This is a messenger RNA of Mytilus trossulus (common blue mussel), 1848 nucleotides long. Its product is annotated as peroxisomal leader peptide-processing protease-like. Gene Ontology annotation, molecular function: serine-type endopeptidase activity. The transcript has 10 exons. Gene Ontology annotation, cellular component: peroxisome. The record is from RefSeq and is a predicted model, not a curated record. NCBI's taxonomy places the organism in Eukaryota, Metazoa, Mollusca, Bivalvia, Mytilida, Mytilidae. Bases 170 to 1747 code for a protein of 525 amino acids. Gene Ontology annotation, biological process: protein processing; regulation of fatty acid beta-oxidation.
AUCUUAUAGUGUUUUGACAUUGACAGAAAUUUACAGACAGCAAUACAAUUCUCAGAUUUAGAUUAUUUCGUUUGUGAAUGAUCAUUAUGCAGUGAUCUGUAAGCUUGUCAAUUCUCUGUAUUAAAUUAGCUCAGUGUAGUUAAUUAAGCUUUUUAAACGAAGAGAAACAAUGUUUGAUACUGGAUGUGUAGUGUCUGUAAAGGUGAACGGAGAAGAUAAGAAAACACUGAGUGGGGUACUCAUUGAUACAAAGUCUGGUCUUGUACUGACGCAUGGUACUUUAGUUUCAUCUUUGUUAACUGAUCAGCAGAUAAAUUCUAUACAGAAUAAAGGAAUUUUACAAAACAGUUUUCAUCAUUGGAAUGCAGAAGUCUGUUUGCAAAGGACACAUAAACAAGACUCAAAUAAUAAUUUGAGAUCUAUUCUAAAUAGUUCUGACAUUGGUACUGAAACAGAAAGUGAAUCAUUGCACAAACACUUGUACUCAGAAUAUUCAGCUAAUGUCCACGCUAUUUUCUCUGUGAAAAAAUUACAGAAUGUUGUUUCUUUUUUAUUGCCUGAAAAUAAAUGGGAAUUUGUGGAAGAUUUUUCUUCACAAGAGACACCAGAUGACCAGUCUAAAUUUUACGCACUGUUAUCCUGUUUUAUUAUACUGAAAUUGAAUAACUGGAAGAGCUUUAAUAACAAUCUUUCUGUUCUUGCAUACGAUCAACUUGACAAGGGAGAUAAUUUAGAAUUAGAAGCCACACCUUUUGGUGGUCUGUGCCCUGAGAUUUUCCUGAAUUCCUGUAGUACUGGCGUGUUGAGUAACAAGGCUGGUGGGAUAUUGUUAAUGACUGAUGCUAGGUGUGUGCCAGGGUCAGAAGGUGGUCCAGUGUUUUGUAGAAAAGGUCAUCACAGGUACCUUGUAGGUUUGAUUAUAACUUCACUGUGCUGGAAGUCAAACGAAUGGGUUGGUUUGUCUAUGGCUUGUGCAAUAACAGAUGUUUUAAAACGUGUAAAACAGAUAUGUAGAGUGGAAACAACUUAUAUGGAAAACGUAAUUAGAGGUAGAAAUAACUUAAGUCAGUUGAUGGAGAAUAUUCCAUUGAUUGUAGUAGGCAAUAACUGGGGAUCUGGUGUUGUGAUUGGCCAGGAUGGUGGACAUUCCAUUCUUUUAACCUGUAGUCAUGUUGUUAAAGAGUCUGAUUAUAAUACAGUAAAAUUAAAGUUUGCCAAUCAACAAAAGCCACAUAAAGGAAAGGUUAUAUAUAGGACACCCGCAGAUGAACAGUUUGAUAUAGCAGUAUUGACCAGUCCACUUAACUCAGGGAAAUGUAUCCAUAUAUCACCAAAACCAGUAGUACAAGGAGAUAAGGUGUAUGCUAUUGGACAUGCUGUUUUUGGAGAAGAAAAGAAUUUAGAACCAACAAUAACAUCCGGUAUUAUAUCAAAAGUUUUGUGUAUCAACAACAUUCCUGUUUUGAUUCAGACAACAUGUGCAGUUCAUGCUGGUGCCAGUGGUGGAGCAAUAGUUAAUCAGUAUGGACAGCUUGUUGGUAUACCUGUCAGCAAUGCAAAAGAUACAGAAUCAAAAGCUUCAUAUCCACAUAUAAACAUGUGUAUUCCCAUAGCAACAGUUGCACCAAUAAUUCAAGAGUACAUGACAUCCAGAGAUGCAAGCAUCCUAGACAAUCUUACAAUUAAACAUAAACAUAUUAAAAGGUUUUGGAUGCUGGACACACUACAUACAGCCAGUAAGUUAUAGAGGAAAAGGACAAACAACUGUGAUAGACAUUCUUGUUUUAAAAAUAUAUCUAUUUUAAAAUUGUUAUAUUUUUACUUUUAUGUAUAAAAAAGUACUGACAA